CGCGCCAGGACCCAGUGCGUGCCGCGAGCCACUCGAUCGAUUCGAGCACGGACCCCUCGAGUGCGGCUGUGAGCGAGCCGAGUUCGAUACGUCGUCUCUGCGUAAGCUGCGAACCGAUUCAUGUGCCUAAUUAAGUUACGAUGGCCGCCGCGCGUGUCGACUGACGGCUGGCUGCAGUGAGGCGGCAUGCCGGGCGGCCGCCGGGGGCUCGUGGCCCCCCAGAACACCUUCCUCGAGAACAUCAUCCGCCGCUCUUCCUCACAGCCAGACAGCAGCUUUCUGCUCGCCAACGCGCAGAUCGUGGACUAUCCCAUCGUGUACUGCAACGAGACCUUCUGCAAGAUGAGUGGAUACAACCGCGCCGAGGUCAUGCAGAAAUCUUGCAGAUGCACGUGGAUGUAUGGCGAGCUGACGGAGAAGGAGGCGGUGGAGCGCGUGGACCGCGCGCUGGACCACCACCUCACCGACCAGUUCGAGAUCCUGCUCUACAAAAAGAACCGAACGCCGCUGUGGCUGCUGGUGCACGUGGCGCCCAUCCGCAACGAACGCGAGCUGGUGGUGCUGUUCUUGCUCACGUUCCGCGACAUCACGGCGCUCAAGCAGCCCAUCGACGCGGACGACCCCAAGGGAGGUCUGUCCAAGUUCGCGAAGCUGGCGCGCUCGGUGACGCGCUCGCGCUCCGUGCUGGUGUCGGCGCUGCCCGCGCUCAAGGAGCCGGCGCGCCAGAGCCACCUCGCGCAUGUCAGUACCAACGCACCGCAUGUAAACACGCACCUUCUGUACGCUCGCGCCCGCGCUCGCGCGCCUCUCGCCCGCCGCGCGCGCGACCCCCUCCUGCGCGACCCCUACGUGCUUAAAGUGGAGAUAGGCUGGGCAUAUGAUAAGAGAGAAGAGGGAGAAAUGGACGAGACUCGACUUGAAGUAGUUCUUGCGGAUCACUUUGGGGUCGCUGACCACCUCGCCGCCGGGCCCCACGAAGGUCGUGUGGAAGUUGAGCACGAUGUCGAUAAAGAAGACGACGUCGACGAUCGAGUCGAUGACGAGCAGCGACACGUCCUCGCUCGUCUUGUUCUUGAAGGCCACGUUGUACGGCACCAUGAUGGCCGUGUAGAAGGUCAGGCACAGGAUGAUCCAGUCCCAGAUGGCUUUGAAAGCGCAGUAGUGCAUACUCCAGCCAUGCACCCGCCCUCCCCCGUGCAGGCCCACGAAGCGUCGCACAGUCCGCGGCCGAGAUCCUGCCGCUCUGUAAACUGUGAACAUAUCGCACCCAUUGGAUCUGUCGAUCAUUUAUUUUCGACAUCGGCAGCCCUGCUGUACGCGACAAUAUUCGGACACGUGACGACCAUCAUCCAGCAGAUGACUUCGGCGACGGCCAAGUACCACGACAUGCUCAACAACGUGCGCGAGUUCAUGAAGCUGCACGAGGUUCCCAAAGCGCUGAGUGAGCGCGUCAUGGACUACGUCGUCUCCACAUGGGCCAUGACCAAGGGCCUCGACACGGACAAGGUGCUGAACUACUGCCCCAAAGAUAUGAAGGCAGACAUCUGCGUGCACCUGAACCGCAAGGUGUUCAACGAGCACCCCGCGUUCCGGCUGGCGUCGGACGGCUGCUUGCGCGCGCUGGCCAUGCACUUCCACAUGUCGCACUCGGCGCCCGGCGACCUGCUGUACCACACCGGCGAGUCCAUCGACUCGCUCUGCUUCAUCGUCACUGGCAGCCUCGAGGUCAUCCAGGACGAUGAGGUGGUCGCCAUACUUGGCAAGGGCGACGUGUUCGGCGACUCGUUCUGGAAGGACAGCGCGGUGGGGCAGUCGGCCGCCAACGUGCGCGCGCUCACGUACUGCGACCUGCACACCAUCAAGCGCGACCGCCUGCUCGAGGUGCUCGACUUCUACCAGGCCUUCGCCAACAGCUUCGCGCGCAACCUCACUCUCACCUAUAACCUGCGCCAUCGACUCAUUUUCCGAAAGGUGGCAGACGUGCGUCGAGAGCGAGAACUGAUGGAGCGACGGAAACGCGAGCCGCAGCUCGAACAGGCGCAGGAUCACCUCGUGCGCAAAAUAUUUUCUCGCUUCCGGCGAGAGCGCAGCGUGGCCGCCGCGCCCGCCCCCGCGCCCGCGCGCGCCGCCCCGCUCGCGCCCGCCGCCGGCUCGUCGGACGCCGAGCGCGGUGCCGGCGCGGCGGCGGCGGGGGAGGGCGCGGCGGGGGUGGCGGGGGCGCCGGGCGCAGCGGGCGCGGAGACGGCGAGCGCGGGGGUGCCUCGGGGCGCGGCGGCCCGCGGCAAGUGGGGCCGGCUGCUGGCGGGCGGCUCGCUGGACGCGGGCGAGGCGCCGCGCGCCGCCUUCAGCCGCUCACUGAGCGCGCGGGACCGCAGCGCGCCGCUCGACGCCGCCGCCAGCGCCGCCAGCGCCGCCACGCCCACCACCGCCGUGUCCACGCUAGCACCUACGCUCACACUGAAAGCAGCAUUUACGCGUAACCGCGCGAGCAGUGUGUUAGGAGCGGCGACGCGACGGGAGGCCAUCGACGAAGAGACACUCGCCUCCGAGGGGGCGACGGUCACGACCACGGCGGCUGUUACCGCCGCCGUGGCGGCCCCCGUCCCCGCCGGCGCGGCGCCCCCCGCCCCCGCCCCCGCCGUCGCGGCGUCACCCGCCCCCUCGGCGCCCGCUGCCUCGCCGCACGACGCCGCGCUGGCGGAGCUGCGCCGCGACGUGCGCAACGAAGUGCAACGACUACAACAUAAGCUAGCGAGGGUAGAAGAGCUCCUCACUUUGUUAGCGACGCGGCUCGGAGCAGAUCCCAACAAUGACUCGAGCCUAGACGCGUCCGCAGAGCGGACGGAACGGACGGAGCGAACAGACAGACCGGACCGGGCGGACAGACCGGACAGACCGGACCGGACGGAUAGACCGGACCGGGCGGACCGACCGGACCGGGAACGGGACAGGAGCGAGCGCAGCGACCGCACGGAUAGGAUAGACUCGGCCGGGGCCAGGAAACGACGCUCAAAGUGUAAAACAUCGUCACCGAUUCCUGUAAACUUGUUUCCCAAAGUGGGUGAUAACGACACCUUGUGGGCGCUGAAGGAGGUCCAGAUCGAUUAG
Zerene cesonia (dogface butterfly) is the source of this 3108-nucleotide messenger RNA. RefSeq names its product potassium voltage-gated channel protein eag-like. Gene Ontology annotation, biological process: potassium ion transmembrane transport; regulation of membrane potential. The transcript is spliced from 16 exons. Bases 187 to 3108 code for a protein of 973 amino acids. The record is from RefSeq and is a predicted model, not a curated record. Gene Ontology annotation, cellular component: membrane. Gene Ontology annotation, molecular function: voltage-gated potassium channel activity. Lineage: Eukaryota; Metazoa; Arthropoda; Insecta; Lepidoptera; Pieridae.